AUGAUGCGUCCCAACCGCGGCUUCAUCCUGCUCCUCCUCAACGGAACCGCUUGUUUGGUGGUGAUGGGCCAAGAAGACGACUCAUCCAGUUCCAAGAGCUCGUCGGACUCGUCCAAAACGGUGGGCCUUCUGCGAGGGCAGGCUUCCCUCUCCCCCCUGAGCCGCUGGAUGCAGCACAGCAAGAGCAGAGUGGCUAACACCACCUCGCUGGAGCUGCCAUAUCGCUCCCCGCUCCCUUUCGCCAAGCAGGAGUUUUCCAAACAGGAGUUCUGGGAGAUGUUGGGCAGUGACCUGCUUAAGCCUGACACCUCCAGCUCCCGGGUCAAACGCCGGCCCAUCGUUAAGACCGGCAAGUUCAAGAAGAUGUUCGGCUGGGGAGACUUCUACUCCAAUAUCAAAACCGUGAGGCUUAACCUGCUGAUCACUGGCAAGAUCGUGGAUCACGGUAACGGCACGUUCAGCGUCUACUUCCGGCACAACUCGACGGGCCAGGGCAACAUCUCGGUCAGCUUGGUUCCACCCGUCAAGGCGGUGGAGUUCGACCUGGAGCGCCAGAGUGUGGUUUACCCCAAGGACUCUAAGAUCUUCAACUGCCGUGUGGACUACGAGAAGGUGGAUCGAAGCAAGCGCACCUCGCUGUGCAACUACGAUCCAUCCAAGACCUGCUUUCAGGAGCAGAUCCAGAGCCACGUGUCCUGGAUCUGCUCCAAGCCAUUCAAAGUCAUCUGCAUCUACAUUUCCUUCUACAGCACGGACUAUCGCUUGGUGCAGAAAGUUUGCCCGGACUACAAUUACCAUAACGAGAUGCCAUACCUGCCGUCAGGUUAG
Molecule: messenger RNA, 828 nt
Organism: Nematolebias whitei (Rio pearlfish)
Lineage: Eukaryota; Metazoa; Chordata; Actinopteri; Cyprinodontiformes; Rivulidae
Product: neurexophilin-1
Exons: 2
Coding region: 1-828 (275 amino acids)
Molecular function (GO): signaling receptor binding
Source: RefSeq, a predicted model, not a curated record